This is a messenger RNA of Vollenhovia emeryi, 8391 nucleotides long. Its product is annotated as fatty acid synthase-like. The record is from RefSeq and is a predicted model, not a curated record. The coding region runs from base 350 to 7552 and encodes 2400 amino acids. The transcript has 10 exons. Gene Ontology annotation, molecular function: oxidoreductase activity; fatty acid synthase activity; 3-oxoacyl-[acyl-carrier-protein] synthase activity. NCBI's taxonomy places the organism in Eukaryota, Metazoa, Arthropoda, Insecta, Hymenoptera, Formicidae. Gene Ontology annotation, biological process: fatty acid biosynthetic process.
AACAAUAAAGCGAAACACGUUAAAACAAGAUAAGCCUGCAGUCAUUAUGAAAACUAUUAAUGAAACUAAGAUAACUAAACCAUAUAUAUUAAUACACAUCGCAAACGUUUAAACGUACACAACACAGUUUGCCCAGAUACAGAGAGACGUGGCGUUCGCACACAAAUUGCUGUAACCGUAAUAUAAAACAUACCGUGAAAACUGAUCAAUCACGUUAAGUAUUUUCACACUAUGAAGUUGCCAUCGUUGAGAAUAUUCGAUUGAUAAAUAUUACCGCAUGCCUCAGUGGUCGAAUUGUUAGCGAUUCAUACGGAACAAAAAGAUUUCGAUAUCGACCUUUCUCGGUAAGAUGUCUCAUCAAUCUGAAACCGUUGACAGUUCCGCGACACGGCAGUACACGGUUGGAAAUGGAACACCGUAUUCCGUAGACAGUGAUAUCGUCAUCACGGGCAUAUCCGGCCGUCUGCCUAGGUCGUCCAAUAUUGAGGAAUUUAAGGAGAAUCUGAUGAACAACAUGGACAUGGUCUCUGAUGACGAACGUCGUUGGUCAACAGACAUCCCCGAGUUACCAAGAUAUGCUAAGAUCAAGGACCUCAGCAGCCUCGAUGCCACUUUUUUCGAAAUAUCACCUAAAAUGGCACAUGUAAUGGACCCACAGAGUCGCAUGAUGUUAGAAGUCACAUACGAGGCGAUAGUUGACGCUGGAUUUAAUCCCUCGACUUUGAGAGGAUCGCGUACGGGGGUGUUCGUCGGUGUCACUUUAUCAGAAACAGAUACGUCUUUGAUGAACAAUAUAGACGCCAUAAGUGGAUAUGAAGUACUCGGGUGUUCGAAAUCAAUGUUCGCCAACAGAAUCUCCUACUGUUUUGACUUUAAUGGACCUAGUUACGCGGUGGACUCGGCAUGUUCCUCGGCCUUGUACAGCGUGCAUCAGGCAGUCAACUCAAUGCGCAUGGGUGAAUGCGAUGCUGCGAUUGUCGGUGGAUUGAAUAUCGUAUUAAGACCAGAGAGAUCGACUCAAUAUUAUAGAAUGAAUAUGCUGGCCGAGGAUGGCAAGUGCAAAGUGUUCGACGCUUCGGCUAAUGGUUACGUGAGGGCCGAGGCGGUAGUGGCGAUAUAUUUGCAAAAGGUGAAGGAUGCGCGCAGAGUAUACGCCACGGUAGUUCACACAAAAACAAACUGUGACGGCUACAAAUUUCAAGGUAUCACGUACCCCAGUGGUGAAAUGCAAAAUCGAUUGUUACGCGAGAUCUACAAUGAGGUGGGAGUUAAUCCUACAGACGUCAGUUACGUAGAGACCCAUGGUACCGGUACCAAAGUAGGUGAUCCAAAGGAAGUCAAUACCAUCGUCGAACUGUUCUGCAAAGAUAGAAACACUCCUUUGCUGAUUGGAUCAGUCAAAUCCAAUAUGGGCCACUCGGAAACAGCCAGUGGAUUAUGCUCGAUCGCCAAAGUGCUCAUAGCGAUGGAAGCGGGCGUAAUCCCCGCGAAUUUGCACUAUAAAACUCCGAAUCCAAACAUCCCUGGCUUAAACGAGGGACGCAUUCGAGUGGUCGACGAGGCCACAUCGUGGAACGGUGGUCUCGUAGGCGUCAACGCAUUCGGUUUCGGCGGUGCAAAUGCCCACAUCCUUCUGCGCAGUAAUCCGAAACCAAAAUUGUCACCUCUAUUGAAUGCCGAACUGUUGCCCAGAUUGGUCACUGUAUCAGGUCGAACGGAAGAAGCUGUGCAUACCUUGCUAGAUAAAGCGAAAGAGUAUCGUAAAGACAAAGAGUUUCUUUCACUGUUACACAUCAUACACAAUAACGAUAUCCACGGCCACAAGAUUCGCGGUUACGAGAUACUUAGCGUAGAUGGUACGCGUGAAAUUGACGAGGUACCGAGUUAUAAUGAAAGGCGGCCAAUAUGGUUUAUAUUUUCCGGUAUGGGAACGCAAUGGCCAGGCAUGGGUCACCAAUUGUUAGCUAUUGAUACUUUUCAAUGUAGCUUGCGGCGAUGCGCUGACGUAUUAAAACCUCACGGCAUCGACCUCAUGAAUAUCAUCAUGAAUGCCACGGACGAAAUGUACGAGGACGUGAUAGAAACCUUUGUAUCUAUCGUGGCUAUGCAGAUCGCCCUCGUAGACAUUUUAACGUUGAUAGGUAUACAUCCGGACGGCGUAGUCGGACACUCCCUUGGAGAAAUGGGUUGCGCUUAUGCUGACGGCACAUUUACGCUGGAACAGGCAAUCUUAACGUCUUACUAUAGGGGCAAGGCGAUUAUAGACUCCACGUUAAAGCCAGGUGCUAUGGCGGCAGUUGGUUUAAGCUGGAAGGAGGUCAGAAAUUUGUGCCCGCCAGACAUCUAUCCAGCUUGUCACAAUUCCGUCGACUCUGUUACUAUUGCUGGUCCAACUGAUGCAAUGCACAAGUUCGUACAAAUACUUAAGAGUAAAGAUAUCUUUGUCAAGAUGGUAAAAUCUCCCGGCUUUGCCUUCCACACCAAACAUAUCGCUUCGUCCAAACCUAAACUACUUGCUUCGCUUCAGAAGAUCAUACCAAGCCCGAAACGGAGGUCGGCCAGAUGGAUCUCUAGCUCCGUACCCGAGGCGGAAUGGAAUAGUCCGCUCGCGCAGUUCAAUUCUGCCGCGUAUCACACGAAUAAUUUUUUGUCUCCCGUGCUUUUCCAGGAGGCAAUCACACAUAUCCCAGAGAACGCGAUAACGAUCGAAAUCGGGCCGCACUGUUUGUUUCAGAGAAUCUUGCGCAAAUCGUUACCGCCAACUGUCACCAAUAUCAACCUCCAGAAGCGAGAACAUUCGGACAAUUUAGCUUACCUCCUGUCUAACGUGGGCAAGCUGUACAUAGCCGGUGCGCAACCUGACAUUUCCAAAUUCUAUCCACCGGUGAGUUUCCCUGUCGGUCGCGGAACACCGAUGAUCGGGUCCCUCGUCAGGUGGGAUCACUCAGCCACGUGGAAUGUGGCCGUUUUGGAACAGACAUCGGAUCACUCGAGAGAGUGUAUUGUCCAAAUAGAUAUGUCAAAAGAAACGGACGCGUAUUUGGCGGGACACCAGAUAAACGGACGAGUUAUUUUUUCAGCAGCUAGCUAUAUACUGCUGGCGUGGAAAACUUUGGCAAAACUGCGCAAUGUCGAUUUUGAACGAUUGCCGGUAAUAUUCCACAAUCUGAGGUUUCAGCGAGCAACAGUUCUGCCUAUAAAGGGAACAGUAAAAUUGUCGAUAACCAUCUUCAAGGGAACGGGAGAUUUUGAGAUCUGCGAGGGUGAUACGAUUGUCGUCAGCGGAAACGUGCGCGUAUCCGAGAGUAUUGAGAAAGAUCAGUUGACGCUACCAUCAAUUUCACCUGCUAAUAAAGAGAUUUUACCGCUGAAUACCAAAGACAUUUACAAGGAACUAAGGUUGCGCGGAUACGAGUAUCGUGAUAUCUUCCAAGGAAUCAAAUCUUGCGAUAACUACGCCGUUGCCGGCGAACUUUACUGGUUUAAUCACUGGGAUCCAUACGUAGACAGCAUGCUUCAUUUAAAUAUACUGUCCAGCAGCCACAGACUUAUGUAUACACCGUCGUAUCUCCAGUACGUCGCCAUCGACCCUGUUCUUCAUAAACAACUGGUGCAAGAUUUACCAGAAGAUGAAGGAUUGCCGGUGUAUCAAUACAAGAACAUCGAUAUCGUUAAAUCUGGCGGUAUCGAGAUUAGGGGAAUGAUGAAAUAUACAUUGGCACCUCGAAAACAGCAGGAUCGUACUAAAUACGAACGGUACACUUUCGUGCCUUAUGAAAAUUUGUACAGUCUAGCAGACGAUGGAACGAAAGAAAGACUGCAUGCGAUCACUGUACUUGUGCACAUCAUGUGUGAAAACAUAAUGUCAAUGAAAUUAAAAAUUGUGGAAGUUGUAGGAGAUCGAACUGCGGAAGCUCUUUCGGCGCCGCUUAUUUUCGACAUUCUUUAUGACCAAUUAAACUCACCUAUCAUUAAUUUACAUAUUGCAAUUUCUGCCAAUAACUCUAUCUCAAGUUUGACUCAACUGUACGUGAACGCUAACAUCAUAACGCGAGACGUGAAUAAGGAGCCUCCCGCUCAAGAUGUGCACCUGGUCAUAGCGGCGGACGUUCUAUCUAAUCAAUCUUAUACCGUCCUCAAAAACUUGGUGGCUGCCUUAAAACCUGGUUGUUUCAUUCUUCUGGAAGAGACCGCUGCACAAUUAGAUUUCGGGACCGCGUUGCAGGACAAUGAUCUAACAUUGGCUGGAAAACAAACCGAUUCUGUAAAGACUUACGUAUUGUUAAAGAAGCGACAGAAAAAGAGAGAACCGAUAAUAACUCAAAUUACAGAGAAAAAUCUAUCGUGGCUGGAAAGUUUAAAAGCUGCACUGAAGGAAUCUGAUAGCAAAGAUCAAGAAGUGCUCCUUUUAUCCCAGGGCGAAGAAACGCUUGGCUUGGUCGGUCUUAUGACUUGCAUACGACGCGAGUUAGGCGGCGCCAAUGCACGUUAUGUCUUCAUCCAGGACAAAAACGCCCCCAAGUUUGGCUUAUCUGUGCCGUUUUACUUGGAGCAAUUGGACAAAGGUUUGAUGGCAAACGUUCUGAAAGGUGGACAAUGGGGCAGUUAUCGACACUUGCUAUUGGAUCAACAGAGCAAUGUGUCUCGUGUGUAUACGGAGCAUGCCUAUGUGAACACAUUGACAAAUGGAGAUCUCAGUAGCUUGACAUGGUUCAAAAGCCCGUUAUGUUACUACCGUCCUGAAAAUUUUCCAAAUACGAUUCUUUGCAAUGUAUACUAUACUUCAUUGAACUUCAAGGAUAUUAUGUUGGCGAGUGGCAAAUUACAAACGGACACUUCGCCACGGAAUUCAGCUACUAAAGACUGUGUGUUGGGCCUUGAAUUUUCCGGAAGAGACACUGAUGGUCGUCGCGUGAUGGGCAUAGUUGAAGCUAUGGGUUUGGCAACCACAGUAGCCGCGGAUCUUGAUUUUCUUUGGAAGGUACCAGACCAGUGGACGUUGGAACAGGCAGCAACGAUACCUGUCGCUUACGCAACUAGUUACUAUGCUCUGUUUAUAAGGGGUCGAUUGAAAGCGGGUGAAAGCGUGUUAAUUCACGCUGGUACAGGCGGCGUUGGUCAAGCAGCAAUCGCGAUUGCUCUGCACGCUGGUUGUACCGUCUUUACUACCGUUGGCACGCUGGAAAAGAGACAAUAUCUCAAGAAAAUCUUCCCGCAAUUAAACGAAAGACACAUCGGUAAUUCCCGAGAUACGAAAUUUGAACAGCUAAUACGUGACGAGACUCAGGGACGUGGAGUCGAUGUUGUGCUGAAUUCACUGGCAGAUGAGAAAUUGCAAGCUGGCAUUCGAUGCCUGGCGUUCGAUGGCCGUUUCCUCGAGAUCGGUAAAUAUGAUUCGUCUAAGGACAGCCGCAUAGGAAUGUCAAUGUUUUUGAAGAAUAUCUCUUUCCACGGCAUACUGUUGGAUGCGCUGUUCAGAGAAAGCAACACGGAGAAAAGGGAAUUGACAAAACUAGUUUCGGAGGGAAUCAAGAAUGGCGCGAUACGUCCGAUCCAAUCGACCGUAUUUUCGGAGCAACAGCUCGAGCAGAGUUUCAGAUUCAUCGCGGCGGGUAAGCACAUCGGCAAAGUGCUACUAAAGAUCCGUGACGAGGAACCAGAAAAGCGUGUAUCCUCAACACCGAAGACAAUAGCCGCGAUCUCACGUACUUACAUAAAUCCGGAGAAAUCGUACAUCCUGGUCGGCGGUCUUGGUGGGUUCGGAUUAGAACUGACCGAUUGGAUGGUCGCCCGCGGUGCCAAAGUCAUCGUUCUCGUGUCGCGUUCGGGCAUUCGCACCGGUUACCAGGCAUUGUGCGUGCGUCGCUGGCGUGAAAGCAAUGUGAAAAUCGUAGUCUCUACGACGGAUGUUACGACAUUGUCGGGUGCCGAACACUUAAUUCAAGAAAGUAAUCGGCUGGCUCCGGUAGGCGGUAUAUUCAAUCUGGCAGCUGUAUACCGUGAUGCUUUGAUCGAAGAUCUGAAAGAGGUCGAUUUUAAAGACGUCAUUUUGCCAAAAGUCGAUGUUACAAAGAGUUUUGAUACAGUAUCCAGACAGCUUUGUCCAUCGUUAGAUUACUUUGUGGUGUUUUCGUCCAUAUCGUGCGGUCGUGGCAAUAUUGGUCAAAGCAACUACGGCUUCGCGAAUUCGACUAUGGAGAGACUAGUGGAACAGAGGCAAGCUAGUGGUUUACCCGGGCUCGCCAUUCAAUGGGGUGCCAUCGGAGAUGUUGGCGUAAUCGUAGAAAUGAUGGGUGAUAACGACACCAAAGUGAACGGUACUCUACCACAACGCAUGUCGAGUUGUCUCGCGACGAUGGAUAUAUUCCUUCAACAACCAUACGCGGUGCUAUGUUCCACUGUUGAAAAACAGAAAGCUGAUUACGACAUCAAGGCUGACCUCAUCGUAACUAUUGCCAAUAUUCUAGGCAUUAAAGAUAUUAAAUCGAUUAAUCGCAACAGUACUUUGGUUCAAUUGGGUAUAGACUCGCUGAUGAAUAUAGAGAUCAAACAGACACUUGAAAGAAACUAUGACAUCCUGCUAUCUGCCCAAGAUAUUCGUGUCUUAACCUUCACCAAACUGCAAGAAUUAUCUUCGACUAGUAGUGAGAUAAUAAAAGAGCAGCAACCUUUCUCCGUUGACGCGGCCACUGUAGACUCUAAUGUAUCGCUCAACAUGUUACUGAUAAAGUGGCCGAGUAACGAGGUGUUGCCCAAAGAGGCGCUCGUUCGUUUGAAAACAAAGAAUUCUAAUGGACCGCCGUUAUUCAUCGUUCAUGGUAUCGAAGGUCUCGUUGCAUCGCUAGAACAUGUGGCCAGUGAACUCGAGAGACCAUUAUGGGGUCUGCAAAGCAUUGAGCAGGCGCCUCAUAACACGAUAUCGGAGUUGGCUGAAUUCUAUGUCAAUACCAUUAGAAAAAUUCAAAAAGAAGGACCAUACCACUUGGCGGCAUACGCGUUUGGAAGUUGCGUCGCCAUCGAGAUGACUCUGCAAUUGGAAUCCGCUGGGGAGAAAGUGAUUCUGAGUCUAAUCGAUGGAUCGCUGACAUUCGUGCGACAGCAUUGUAAUAUAAUCGGCAAACUGGAGUUGGAAAAUGGUAUUACUUCCGAAGGUUGUAUAAAGGUGCUGGCAUAUUUCAGCAUACAGUUUAACAAGAACAUUAGUUUCAUUCAAGCGUAUAAUAUUUUGAAGCAAAGUAAAUCGGAUGUGGAGAUGUUUGACAAGAUGAUAGAAGUGAUAGGCGACACACUGUUUACACAGGAUGAUCUAAAGAUUGCUGGAUACCUUUUAUUAAAGAAACUAGCGGCUACUGUAAUGUAUAACCCGACUAAGAAGAUCAAAGGACCGGUCACAUUGAUUAAAGCUACAGAGAACAUUUUACAUUUAGAAGAGGAUUACGAUUUAUCACAUAUUUGUAUACAACCCGUAAGAAUAAAAGAGGUACCCGGUAAUCAUAGGACGAUAUUGCUAGGAGAAAGUGCAAGGAAAAUCGCAAGUCUCUUGCGAGUGUAGUUUGCAGAAGAACACUCGUGUUACAAGUUCUAUUACCUAUUGAGAAACUUAUAUUGAGAAACUUACAUAGAUUACGAGAUUUUUCCAUUUUUUCCUGGGUUAACUACAGUUGCAGUCGGCAAUCCAUCUCUCAUAGCAAAAUGCUGAGAGAAGAAAUAAGACUCACACUGUAUAUAAUCACGGAAGUCUUCUUGUUUCGCACUGCACAUUUAAUAUUCAAACUAUGGUACAUUCUAAUAUUCCCUUUUAAUCAAUUUUUCACGCAUUUUUCUGUUGGUAACUGUCCACUACAAAUUCUGCAAUAGAAAAUGACAAAAAAUGUUAACAGACAAUUUGACAAUACUAGCGCACUACUAGUGCAUAAUAAAUCAAUUACAAUUAAACACGAGUAAGUUUAUGACGGAGAAUGAAAAAAUUAAUUCAAAAAAUAAACAUAGAAGAAACAAAAUAUCAAAUAUGUAAAAAAUAUAUAAUACAUAUUUAAUAGUUUUUGACAGAUAUUAAUUAAUUAAAAAAGAUUAUGGUUAAAAUAAUGUGACACAGAAACAUGAAAUAAGCACGUGCUGUUGGAAAACUGGCGCCGAUAUCUGCGCAAUAUUUGCGAAACGUAUACUAAAACACACAUACGAAGCACAAUGAUUUGAAGUGUGAGUUUACUAUAGUCAUUUAAGUGUGCAAUAAAAUCAUUUUUCCAGGCAGUUUUAAUGUACGUAUCUUAAUAAAAAAAUAUUUUAUUGUAAAAAAAUGACGUAGAGACACGAGAUAAGUAUGUUGUUACAAAAAUUGCUAUAUGUAUGCAAUAUCUGUGAAAAAUAAUAAAGCGAAACACGUUAAAACAA